CUGGAGUGCCUUCUCUGAUUCAUAGCCUAGUUUAGCCAGAAGCGGAACUCCACGCAAAACUGCUGGCUGAUCUCGUGACCCCGUCAGGCUUCCGUUCCAAUCUCUAGCUAUAGAUAUUUCUGGAACCUCGUCUCGCUUUGCCUCUCUUUCUUUCUUUCUUCCCUCGUACUCGACCGGCUGCAAGGUCUCAAGGAAGAAAGAAGAUCUCUGGCUCAGCAAGCUGUAGGUUCCCAUCCUUUCGUUUCCCCCUCUUAGAAGAAUUUCUUAAUGGCCAACCUUAUUCACAAGGCCCGUCAUGGCUUCACGCUCCUCCUCCACUGGCAACAACCCUGCCGAGGGCUACAUCCAUGCUGGCAACACCCCAACCGCCGCUUCCAUCUGCUGCGUUGCCCUCAACUGCGACCGUGUCUUCACCUCCAGGGCCCAGAUGCUGUAAGUUGCCUCCAUGCCGUUUCCCCCCUCACACCAGGGCAUUUCCGAGGCUAACUUCACAACCGAGUGAGCACAAGAGAACCGCCCACAACACCCCCGAAAACAUCCACCCAGGCACGCACUACGUCUGCCCCGUCCCCGGCUGCCACCAAGGCCAGCUGAUCCUCCGCUCCGACUACCCCGGCCCCGGCCGCUUCGACGAAUUCCGCCGCCACUUCCGCGAAGACCACCCGCGGCUCUGCGACUCGCUCGAACCCUGGGUCCUAGACGCCAUCUACGCCAGCGUCCGAGCCCAAUCUGACAUGUCUGCCGACACCGUCAACCUGGAGAGGAAGACGCUGGAGGUCAGGGAGAAAGUGAGGAAGAUUCGGGAGAAGGAGGUGGAGAUGGACCGCCUGAACGUGCGCAUUGGUCAGCAAGAGGCCGAGCUUCGGUGGAAGGACAGUCAGAUUCGGGACCUUUACCUGCAAGUCGGUCUUCUGAGGGCCGCUGCUGGUGGUUUCCUGGGCGCUGGAGCCCCUCAGGCCCCGAUGUAGCCGUGGGGUAAUAGAUGCUUGCUCUUGCCCUUAGCAUGGAGUCGAGGUUGCCGCAGGGAAACUAAUGUGACGACCCUCUGUGUGUGGUUUUAUUUUCUUCUUCUUCUUUUUCUUCAUGAUCGCGGUUGUUGUGCUUCGGGUGGGUUUGCUGUUGGUUGUUGUGCUUUUGAUGUUUGUGUUUGUGUUUGUGUUUGU
This is a messenger RNA of Sodiomyces alkalinus F11, 1163 nucleotides long. RefSeq lists its product as hypothetical. NCBI's taxonomy places the organism in Eukaryota, Fungi, Ascomycota, Sordariomycetes, Glomerellales, Plectosphaerellaceae. The record is from RefSeq and is a predicted model, not a curated record. The transcript has a single exon. Bases 348 to 968 code for a protein of 206 amino acids.